Messenger RNA from Physella acuta, 762 nucleotides. RefSeq lists its product as uncharacterized. Gene Ontology annotation, cellular component: membrane. The record is from RefSeq and is a predicted model, not a curated record. Lineage: Eukaryota; Metazoa; Mollusca; Gastropoda; Physidae.
AUGGCGGGAAACUUUACAGAUUUGAUAAUCUCGCGAGAUGAACAAUGGACAGGUCUGCUACAGCCUCUAGUUCUUGACAUCGCUAUUGGGUUGUGUGCCCUUGUCAAUGAGGCUCUAGGAAUUCUGGGUAUCGUGGCCAACAUUGUUAACAUUCUCGUGUUCUACAGACAAGGCUAUGACGACAGUGUUAACAUUACGUUAACAGCGCUGGCUGUCAGCGAUAUCGGGGCGUUGUUAACUUUACAGGUUUGUAAUCUCAUGGUCAACCCCUGGAUAAUGAACCUUGACCUUGACGUGUCGGUAAUUAAUUUUGAAGAGCUGGUCAGCUUCUACCCCCACAACUACUUCAUCCGGGUGUGUGGGUUCAUCACGGCCUUCGCCUCGUUCGAGAGAUGUCUGUGUGUGGUGGUGCCGCUCAAGGUGAAGCAGAUCAUAACUAAACGCGUUUCCAUAGCAACCAACAUCUUCAUUUUUCUCAUUCUUUGUCUAAAUUUAGUCCCUAUCUACUACGUGUCAUAUUUAGAUUGGGUGUUCAUACCUGAAUUGAAUAAAACUAAACUGAUAGGACUAAAUCGGGAAAACCCGUACAACGUAUUUGGAAUUUCCUAUUACGUCACGGAUCUAUUUAUACCAUACCUCUCCUUCUUCGUGAUAAUCAUGUGUAACGUUAUCAUAGGUUUUCAGUUGAAAACCGGGCCGCUUGGAAAAUGUCUGCUACGAACCAGAAAGAAAAGGAAAAUCCUUGCUCCAGGAAAGAGAUGA